Molecule: messenger RNA, 1884 nt
Organism: Boeremia exigua
Lineage: Eukaryota; Fungi; Ascomycota; Dothideomycetes; Pleosporales; Didymellaceae
Product: putative S-adenosyl-L-methionine-dependent methyltransferase-domain-containing protein
Exons: 2
Coding region: 47-1660 (537 amino acids)
Biological process (GO): mitochondrial respiratory chain complex I assembly
Cellular component (GO): mitochondrion
Molecular function (GO): protein-arginine omega-N symmetric methyltransferase activity
Source: RefSeq, a predicted model, not a curated record
AGUCGGAACGCGCAAACGUCAUGGACCUUCUCCUCCAGCAACCGUCAUGAGAGCCUAUCCUCGAAGUCUGUUCCGCACAGCGAAACAAUGUAGUCGCGCGCGGCCACAAUUGCUCACCUCCUGGUCUGCAUGCCACGGCCUUCGCCUGUCCUCGACCUCGGCGCCAUCGAGUCCCCCAACACCAACAGCGUCGCCUGCGGCGCCCAAAGAGGGCGAGCGAAAAUGGUCGACGCCACUCGCACAAUUCCUCGGCCAAGCCAUCACAACAACAGGGCCCAUCUCUGUCGCAGCAUACAUGCGCCAAUGCCUGACGUCCGAGUUGGGCGGUUACUACACACGCACACCCACCGCAGGCGAAGACCAGUUUGGCACCAAAGGCGACUUCGUAACCUCGCCGGAGAUUAGCCAGGUCUUUGGCGAGUUGAUUGGGAUAUGGCUUUACGCGGAAUGGCUCGCGCAGGGCCGCAAAGAGAGGGUGCAGAUUAUCGAGGUUGGACCCGGCAGAGGCACGCUGAUGGAUGAUGUGCUGCGGACGCUAUCGAGCUUUAAGAGAAUGACCAGCGCUAUUGAGACAAUCUAUCUUAUUGAGGCGAGUCCGCAUCUACAGAAGCAACAGGCCCUGCGAUUAGCAGGGACAGAAGAGCUGGAGAAGAGCGAGGUCGGGUGGAAGGCAAAGUGCAAGUACUUCCCUGAUUGCGACAUUCAGUGGUGCGAAGACAUUCGGGUUGUGCCAAAAGGAGAGACAAGCACACCUUUCAUCUUAGCUCACGAAUUCUUCGAUGCCCUGCCCAUCCACGUCUUCCAGAACGUUGCCCAGUCCUCGAUCCCGAAGUCUUCUACAAUUAUGACACCGACCGGACCUAUCACCCCAAAACAUGGUCCCAUGGCGCCAGGAAACCAGUGGCACGAACUUGUCGUCUCGCCCACCAAUCCCUACGCGUCCACAACCACCCUCAAGCCUGGGGAAGAGAAGCCCGACUUCGAGAUGACCGUUUCCAAGUCCCCGACACCGCACUCGCUUUAUCUUCCCAAGAUGAGCGGCCGGUACAAGAAGCUGGAAAAGUCCGUCGACGCUAUCAUCGAAAUCAGCCCUGAAUCGCUGUCCUACAUCGCCGACUUCGCCGCUCGCAUUGGCGGGAGUGAGGGCGCUGCGUCUCGGCCACCCCAGCCAGGCAAGACGCCCGUCAAACCGGUUUCAUCCCAGGACGCGCCGUUUAAAAAAGCUGCACCGAGCGGCGCAGCAUUGAUCCUAGAUUACGGGACUACGGACACAAUUCCUGCGAACACGCUGCGCGGUAUCCGGCAGCAUACAGCGGUCUCGCCUUUUAUUGCACCAGGCCAUGUGGAUCUGAGCGCAGACGUAGACUUCCUUGCACUCGCUGAGGCGGCUCUUGACGCAUCGGAUGGGGUCGAGGUCCACGGUCCCGUCGACCAGUCCUUCUUCUUGUCUACCAUGGGCAUCAAGGAACGCGCUGAGCGGCUGCUUAAGCAUGCGAAAGACGAGGAGACGAGGAAGAGGCUGGAGAUUGGGUGGAAGAGGCUUAUUGAUCGCGGGCCGAACGGUAUGGGAAAACUGUACAAGGCUAUGGCGAUACUGCCGUAUGCUGAGGGGAAGAAGGUCCGUAGGCCUGUUGGGUUCGGCGGGGAUAUUAUGGGGUGAUGCAGUGUGUUACAUGUACGCUUAUCAACGCCAAAAUCGAUGUUUCCACGUGUGAGAAACAGCUACGAUUUGGAGUACGCCGAGAUGGAUAUAAUGAGUCAAUAUAGAUCUCUGGGGGCUUUCAGUAAUCUCUUGAAGUCACAGAGGACUAUAAUCUUCUUCAACAGUGCACACCUUGCGCUCGUGUAAAUGCAGGCUGAGGUUUUCCGGCCAACUUUCUCGCU